AUGGCUGAUUCUGACGAUUUCACGUUUUGCGAGGCAAGCUUUUAUCCACAUUGGAUUACGUGGUUUUUAGUGUCAUGUCCUCAUAGAUCAUUUGCCGAAAACUUUCGGAGAAGGAUAUUUCCUAGAUACGAAUUGAUAUUACGUAAUUGAUUUUUUUCAAAAAGCUAAAAUGAGAAUUCGAUGAAUUUUUGGGUCUUAAUUGAAACAGAAAAUGAAGCUUCACUGUGUUACCCUAAUAUUGUUUUCCAUCAAAUUAUGUUACUUUUUCAAUUAUUAUUAACUAUAAUAUCGUAUAAACUAUGAUGAAGUGACCGAGAUUUCAAUAGAAUGGACUAAUCGGAGGCUGGUGAUGCCAUGCUCCUUAUAAAAUGUUUGGCAUCUUUAUUCACAAGUUUUACUCAUUCUAGUUUUUUAUUAUCUCCAAUUUUAAUAUUUUGACGAUAAUUUCAAUUGCAUUUUACGAUACUCGAGCAUUUGGAUUGGUUUGUUAUUAAUUUUCCUCUAUUUUUGGAUAGGUUGGCAAAGCUUUGGAGGAUGAAUUUCAGUCGCCUAAAAUCAUUCUCAAUACAGAAAGCAUCUAUGCUGAAAGGGAUGAUUUGGACGGCAGAACUAGCAGUAAGAUUAGUGCCCAGGAUGAUUUAGCAGAGAAUGUCAGCUCAGAGAAGAUAAUUGCUGAGGCCCCUCUCAAAGAACCGGAAAGAGGCAUGAGCGAGUCAGCAGUUGAAACUGAGGAUCCCAUUACUGCUGCAAGACAGCCAAUCAAACGAUCGAAAGUCCCAUUUGAGAAAGGGUAUAGCCAGAUGGAUUGGUUAAAGCUUACACGUACACAUCCGGACCUUGCAGGUAUUUUUUUUAUUUUUUUCUUUCGGCAUUUUCCCAAAGCUCACUUCAGCGAUAAUUUAGCUUGAUUAAUUUCAGGAAGAAAGAUGUUCUAACAGUUGACAACUUUUGAAUCUAGAUUUUAUUUUGGAUAGAGAAUGUAGAUUCUAGUUCGCUUAUUUGGAUUUGUAUUCACCUUGGAUGCUCAAAUAUUUUUGGUUAGGUAUAACUUGUUAUGCGUAAUUGAUUGGCUUAUCUGUUAUAUAUUGUCACAUUUUUUACCUUUUUGGAUUGCCAAUGAUGAUCUAGUGAGCUAUAAGACUAUUUAUUUAUCAUUUUUGGCUAGCAUCUAACAAGAUUGGAUAAAUGCAAGUUAUACCAUGUGGAAAAUGAGUUUUGCCUUGUCACAACAUUAGUAUUUCCAUGUCUGUAUGACCUGAGAAAAUCAAUAUCCCAUGGUUUAAGACAGUGCAGCCUUCUUUUACAAAGUUGCAGUUAAUGUGGAAAAUAAGAAGAAAAAAAAAAUCCGGAUAGUGGAAUGCAACAGGAAUAUGAUUUUUUCUAUCACAUUAGUUUUGUUCUUAUGCAUAUCACCUUUAGAAAAUUAUCAUAUGACAUUCAAACAAUAUUGAAGCCAACCUUUGCUUGAAGUUAACUGAGAGAUAUAAUGGACUGAUAAUUACCUUUUUUGGUCCUCAAAAGACACCGUACACUAGCACGGUUCACAUCCCGAUAAAAAUAUUUCUUCUAGACUAUCUUGGCCACGUUUCUAUCCCAAAGACCAAAGCUUAGCGUAUGUAACUUUUAUUCUAGCGGUUUGAAGCUCUCUUUCUCGAAACCAUUCAAGCACAAGCAAAUUCUAUCACUUUUAUCGUGCUUGCUGCAUUUGUUUUUUUUAGAACUCUUAUUUUUCACGCCCUCAUGGCAGAGAAAUGAUUCUAUUUAUGGUAUAAUUGGCUUUUAAUUAUGCCCUCUCUUUGGUUCAGGACUGAAGGGUCAGACGAACAGACGGCUCAUUUCCCUUGAUGAAGUUAAGCAACACAAAAAGGAAGGGCCCAUUUGGACAGUUUUAAAAGGCCGCGUCUACAAUAUCUCGCCCUACAUGAAAUUCCAUCCUGGCGGUAUAUUGUCUAGUCUCCACAUAUUUUUUCUCCCUGAACUCAACAGUGAUCUUAGUUUCUCCCAUUUGCUUGAUUCAUUCCUCUGCAAGGGCUUAAAGGGUAAUCUAGAUAAGGUCGAAAACUGCUCUGGGUUUCUGAAUCUAUGCCAGAAUUAACGAACAAAUAUGUUGCAUUUGUUCUGAGGAUUCUACGCAUCCUCCCAUCAGAGUGAACACAGAUCGAGCAUAUAUAUUUAUGGAUUUGAACUUGUUUCGCUCCCUCAAUCAUCAUCAUCAUCAUCAUCCACAGAGCCCGGCUCCAUUCAUGUGGGCCUGCUUGAGCCUCCUAGGUUUUACUCGUUUGUGUAAGGGGAAUGCAGAAGUCAACUGGUCUCCAUUCCAGCUUAUGAGCUCUGUUCAAAGAUCGUUUUUUUUUUCUUUCUUUUUCAGCAAAAUAACGUAGAAUUCAUCCAAAGUAAAUCAAGUCAUUAACAGCUUCCUGAUUGGGGUUGCAAAUUUCUCUCAACUCCUCUUCUUGGCUCCAGCAGCAUCCAUCUUUCAUCCUACCAUGAAACAGAACCACAGCAGAAGAAAUUCCCAUUAAACAUAAUGUGCCAUAGCUGCCACGGUUUGACUUUUGGAUCCCACGGGCUUCAGAUAGCAAAACCAAGAACAGCUCUGUUUUUUUCGCCUUCUUCCUCUUCGUCUCUUUCAAUUCCCGCCUACCCAUCUCCUCUUUUAUAGUAAUAUCACGUACAGCUUUUAGCUCAUUCCGUGAUGUUUCUCAAGUAAUCUCCAUGAAUCUUACUACACCUCUUUGCCGGCAGGCGUUGACAUGCUGAUGAAGGCGGCUGGAAGGGACUGUACGGCUCUGUUCAGUAUCCUUCCCUCCAUUAAUCAUGCUCCAAUAUCUUUGUGGGUCAUUUUCUUUGGAUGAAUUCUCCCCAAAUCCAGAAAAAAAAAAAAUGAAUGGAAUUUAUUUAGGCAUAUCAUUAUAUCAGAUUUCAUCGCACAGUAAGGAUUGUACCCUUGACCAAGGCUGAAGACAAGUACCAUGCUUGGGUCAACGCAGAGUUCUUACUGGAGAAGUGCCUGGUGGGCUUCCUGGACGAGAGUCAAUGA
Molecule: messenger RNA, 3040 nt
Organism: Spirodela intermedia
Lineage: Eukaryota; Viridiplantae; Streptophyta; Magnoliopsida; Alismatales; Araceae
Source: the annotation of a GenBank genome assembly